Molecule: messenger RNA, 549 nt
Organism: Dujonia railenensis
Lineage: Eukaryota; Fungi; Ascomycota; Pichiomycetes; Serinales; Debaryomycetaceae
Source: the annotation of a GenBank genome assembly
AUGCUCUGGAAGAUCCCUACAAAUAUUCAAUUAGCAGCAGAAGAUUGUUGUUCGACUAUAUACCCAGUGAGAAUCGCAUUAGUUAGGAAAUCGAUACCUUCUUCAGCGGUGCCACCGGUUAGUAGGAAACAAAACAGACUCUCAAAACUCUACAGUAGCAUCGUAAGGAAAAGCAAUUUAUUUACUAAGAGAAUGACAAACAGGAAGCAAGCCAGAGAAUCAAACGCUUCCUCGCCACCAAGUGCAAUCAGUUCAGUAGACACCAGUUUGUCGCCAUUCGCUUGCAAUUCUAUCCUGAGCCAUUGGGAUGUAACGCUACGUAGCACUCCCAGUGUGAUAAUUAAAUCAGAUUCAGCUAGCGAAAUUGAGACCAUAAGGUUAAACUCAUGGAAUACAAGGGCAUCAAACUCCACCAGAGGGCAUUCUAUUUCCCCACCUUUACCUGCAUCAGACUCCUGGUUACACAUGAGCUUCACGCAGAGUGCAGAAAUUGGGGAUUCCCUUGUGCAUGAUAACUAUUUCCAAGUAUCUUCGGAAAUCGAACAAUGA